GUCGUUGAAGCAUGAAAUGUUGUUCUUCAGUCAAAAUACGUGAACAACAGUUGCGGUACCAUACUUGCUGCGUCCUGAGCUUCAAGACGUCUCGCUCAGAAGCACUCAUCAUCCGGAAGCGGUCAUCAUGACCUCAGUCUUUCGUCGCGAACAAUCGUCAUUCGUCGUGUCGCGCAACUGUCUUCCAGCUUAAAAUGUAUAGUUCCUGCUCUCACUCGACUUCAAAUCAAAUCUCUUGGAGUCGAAUUGCACAAACAUCAACUUCGCCUACCCGUUGAUCAAUCACCCAUAUACCUCACCCAACCUACACAAAAUGUCCUUCCUCACCAAAUUCCGCCCUCUGCAGCGCUUGGCUAUUCCAAUAUCCGCCCGCCCACUCAGCACCACGCACUCGGUGCGAUCCGAUAAUGACAAACUCAUGGGCGACAACCCAAAAUCUAAUUUCCCCGACCCUUCCCCCAAUUCGUCUGCGGCGCCCAACCGGAAAGUGCGCACCGAACCUCAGCACAACGAUCAGCAGUCGAGUGCCUCAACCGAGGAGCACAAAACUGGCGAUGACCAUCCAGCAAAGCAGCCUGAUUACCAGGCAGAGCCGUCAAGGAAGACAGGGAUUGGCGGUGGAGAGGAAGUCAAAGGUGGUAAGGAGGGACUAGGAGAGAGAGGGGACAAACAGUAAGAUGGCAGUAAGAGGCAUGAGAUAGUAGAGACAAGGGAAAAUAUGGAUAUCGAUGUUGUAGAUUGAGAAGAGAAGGCCCUGAUUGAAUCAAUCUCGUGACCAUCGGACAAGAUUAUCUACCAGAAGUUGCUGUGAGGCUGUCGACAUUCGCUUUAGUCGUGCCGAUAGGUUGAGUACAAGUGGUGCAAUUCGAGCAUUGUAAGAAUACGGAGUACGAUAUUCUCAAUAACCUGCUUAGCCAAUCAAGAGGUCCGCUCUUGUCGCGCCGUAUUUCCGUAUUUCAUAUUGCUCUGGGCUGCACCUUUGUAUGCGUGCACAAGGGUCGCUUCUUGGGACGCGCUAGAAGCUGGGGUAUCUUUCUCACAUGAGAACCAUGGAUCUCUAUAUCACAUGCAAACUCAUACACUCAAACUUGUCCUGGCCGUUUCCAUGGGUCUGGCGUAA
Messenger RNA from Dothidotthia symphoricarpi CBS 119687, 1120 nucleotides. RefSeq lists its product as uncharacterized. Bases 314 to 676 code for a protein of 120 amino acids. NCBI's taxonomy places the organism in Eukaryota, Fungi, Ascomycota, Dothideomycetes, Pleosporales, Dothidotthiaceae. The record is from RefSeq and is a predicted model, not a curated record. The transcript has a single exon.